CUAGCUCGACUAAGAAUCAUCACGAAUAUCGUGUAUUUAUGAUGCACAACAACAGCGUUGUUUAUCGGGUGACGUACUGACGUACAUUUGGUAUUGUGAAAGAAACAUUAUAUGACAAGAAAUGACAAAUAAUUUCGAUACGACUAAUCGUUCGGAUUUUAAGUGGCCUUUCUUGGCGGAGAGACAACGGAUUUUCGACUGGGACCGAUACGAAUUUAAAGCCAAUGCGGAGCAUAAACAGAUUCUACCACCACAGUCAUUUUGUAACGUAGAGACACUCAAGUCGAUACCGUAUGCUCAAAGGUUGCGUUUCGAUUUCGAUUGUCAUCCGAAGCCCAUUUUGAAUAGUCAGCAACCACCUAGUCAUUAUCCCACUGAAAAAGUGAUUGAGUACAAUAAAGAGAAAGCAGACGCAAGAUCGAAUAUCCUGAGGACGAGACCCAGAGUUUUCAAGUGUCCUCAGAUCAGUCUCGAUGACGUAUCAGCCGACAGACGGGACAUGGUUUGCACCUUCGUGUACAGCACUUCAAAAACAAUGAGUGAACUAACUUCUGGUGUGCCAGAGGGUCGUUCGAUUCCCGUCGACAUACCGUCAAAACCAUUCGCGGACCCGGGCAAAUUCAAAAAACAGCCAUUAUACAAUACCAUAAAUCCUGCUAAAAAUUGGCGUCGUGUCAGCAUUGAAUGGGAUGAAACACAGAGACGAAUUUUCGGUGGUCGGUCUAUAAACUAAUAUUCACAUUAAAUUAUCGAUAAAUUGUUUGUAUUUUAUUGAAGUACGGUGUAUAAUAUAUUUAAUAAAUAACAUAA
This is a messenger RNA of Aphis gossypii (cotton aphid), 810 nucleotides long. RefSeq lists its product as uncharacterized. Bases 122 to 733 code for a protein of 203 amino acids. The transcript is spliced from 4 exons. The record is from RefSeq and is a predicted model, not a curated record. Lineage: Eukaryota; Metazoa; Arthropoda; Insecta; Hemiptera; Aphididae.